UUGCUCUUUGGACAGGCUGGUCAGUUGCAUCUUGUGAAACCAUAUAUGGUUGCAGUUCAGAGUAACAAUGUCUCUGCCGUGAAUGAAGCCUUGAAUGAACUUUAUGUCGAAGAUGAGGACUACGAGAGACUCCGUGAAUCAGUUGACAUGCAUGACAACUUUGACCAGAUUGGUCUUGCCCAGAAGCUUGAGAAGCAUGAAUUGCUGGAGAUGAGGAGGAUCGCCGCCUACAUUUACAAGAAGGCUGGCAGGUGGAAGCAGUCCAUUGCUCUAUCGAAGAAAGACAACAUGUACAAGGACUGCAUGGAGACAUGCUCACAAUCUGGCGACCGUGAACUAUCAGAGGACUUGCUCGUGUAUUUCAUUGAGCAGGGUAAGAAAGAAUGUUUUGCUUCUUGCCUCUUCAUUUGCUACGACCUGAUCCGGCCGGAUGUCGCUCUUGAGCUUGCAUGGAUGAACAACAUGGUGGACUUUGCCUUCCCGUACCUGUUACAGUUCAUUCGUGAAUACACUAGCAAGGUGGAUGAUUUAGUGAAGGACAAGAUCGAGUCGCAGAAGGAAGAAAGAGCUAAGGAGAAGGAGGAGAAAGACCUUGUGGCUCAGCAGAACAUGUAUGCGCAGCUGCUUCCUCUCGCUUUGCCGGCGCCACCAAUGCCUAGCAUGGGUGGCCCUCCACCUCCGAUGGGUGGAAUGGGCAUGCCUCCCAUGGCCGGGAUGGGUAUGCUGCCGAUGGGCCCUGGUCCGAUGCCAGCAUUCGGAAUGGGAGGCUACUGAAUUGUGGUUUUGCAGGGAGCUUAGAUGAUGAUGUGAAUUGUUCCAUUGCAAGCAUAAGUGGAACCUCAUUGGAGCUGUACAUGGUUUACAGUUUGGGAAAUCAAUAUUCUUUAUUGUACCAGGAAACUUUUUUUUGGGCGAGUCAGUGAAAUCAGCCUGACCCAUAGCUUGAGAAGCGCAACCUAUGAUAUGUUUUACAAUGGGAUCGGAAAUAGGAUGAUUAGGUUGUUUCAGCAUGAGCUAUUGAAAGCUGGUAUCAUGUGUAUGUAUAGUGGUGUGAUAAAAUCUUUUGCGUGUCGAUAGACAAAUGUAUGUUUCCUUGUUACGACCUGUUAAUCUAUAUAUUAGCCCGACUUGUAGU
Messenger RNA from Zea mays, 1135 nucleotides. RefSeq names its product clathrin heavy chain 1. The annotation marks the transcript as partial. The record is from RefSeq and is a predicted model, not a curated record. NCBI's taxonomy places the organism in Eukaryota, Viridiplantae, Streptophyta, Magnoliopsida, Poales, Poaceae. Gene Ontology annotation, biological process: receptor-mediated endocytosis; intracellular protein transport. Gene Ontology annotation, molecular function: clathrin light chain binding. Gene Ontology annotation, cellular component: plasma membrane; clathrin complex; chloroplast. The transcript has 5 exons.